CUAGAGAGAGAGAGAGAGAGCAACAUAAUAUAUUUUUUCAUUGCAUACGGCGGUUCUUCCGACGGAGCACGUGUGUAACGUUAUACAUACGGGAAGAAUGAGCAGCCCAAAGAAGACUGAGAGCAGCAGGAAAACACUGCCCGGCUCGGAAUUUGUAAUAGGUGGUUUGGCUGCAGCGGGAGCUGGAUUUUUUACAAACCCAUCCGAUGUCGUCAAGAUAAGAUUGCAGCUGCAAGGUGAACUGGCGGCUCGUGGUACUUAUCAGAAAAUGUAUAAGAACACGUUGCACGCGGCGUACAUGAUAGCGAAGCACGAGGGAAUUUUAGCUCUUCAGGCAGGUCUCGUGCCAGCGCUCGCUUUCCAAGUUGUUCUCAACGGCAUUCGUCUCGGCGGCUUUCAUAUGGCGAGAAAUUAUGAGUUGACCCUCAAUUCUAAGGGUGAAACUGAUAUUCUGAAAACCGCAUUGGUUAGCGGAACAGCCGGAAGUGUCGGUGCCGUUUUGGGAAGUCCUCUUUACAUGGUAAAGACUCAACUCCAAGCUCAAUCAGCCGAAGCUAUUUCUGUGGGUUUUCAACACAAACAUACCGGAACGAUUGCAGCUUUUCGUGGGUUAUGGAAAGAGGGCGGUAUCGUAGCGUUAUUUCGAGGGUGGCAAGCGGCCAUACCACGCUUAUUUGUCGGUGGUUCAACCCAAUUAACCACCUUUUCGUUGGCAUCUGACUGGCUCAAAUCUAUCAACGCGUUUCCAGAUCAACCGACCACACAAACAUUCAUGGCAGCUUUGAUGGCCGGAAAUUGCGUUGCUGUUGUGAUGCAGCCAUUCGACGUCGUCGCAACGAGAUUGUACAAUCAAGGGACCGACGCGAACGGGCGAGGACUGCUAUAUCGUGGCGUUAUUGACGCUUUGAUAAAAAUCGGUAGAACGGAAGGUGUGAUGGGUCUUUACAAAGGAGUAUUUCCGACGUGGAUAAGGAUAGCACCACACACCGUAUUAUGCUUAGUUUUUUACGAUGAAAUUAAUCAAUUAACUAUGAGACUAUGGAGGUGAGUCGAAAAUGAUUUUAUAGAAAAUAAUUCAAUCGGGCUGCUAGAUGAGAACAUCAACACAAAUAGCUCCACUGUCGGCAAAGAAAAAAUUAUCUCGCCGCACGCGUCGACAUUUGUUGAAUUCAAAUACUAUUUGUAUAUUAGUUUAGUUGGAUUAUGAUCUACUUCGAUGUAUUAUUUUUUACUUAUUAUGAUUUCUCUUUGUACAUUUAUUAAUGAUUCCUCCUCUCCUUGCCAUUAGCACCUGUAUUGUGUAUAUAAUUUAUAAGUACGCGAAACAUGUUCGACUUCAGGACUGAAGUUGUCAGGAAGCGCAGUUUCCCUUCGAUUUUCCCUCAAAUCGUACACGGAAAACGAUUUAAAAUAUACUCAUUUUUUUCGUUAUUAUCGAUUUUCCUAUUGUUCGAAGGCACUUGGAAUUCGUGCGCUGGAUUGUACGAAAAAAAAUAUUGUAUAAAAACUCUGUAUCACGUUUUUUCCUCGAAGGCGCUUAUAAAUAGUGCUUGGUGCUGUCAA
Messenger RNA from Venturia canescens, 1563 nucleotides. Its product is annotated as solute carrier family 25 member 35-like. Lineage: Eukaryota; Metazoa; Arthropoda; Insecta; Hymenoptera; Ichneumonidae. The transcript has 5 exons. The record is from RefSeq and is a predicted model, not a curated record. Bases 98 to 1048 code for a protein of 316 amino acids.